UCGAACGGCACACAUCGUCUCUUGACCCACCACACGACUUAAUUUCAACGUGUAAUAAAGUAAAGUUUUGUGGUGUAUUUAAGUUGACUAAUUUUCUCUAUAGACAUGAGCAUCUUUUCCUUCAACGGAUUCCUCUUACUAGGCUUUGCCGUGGCCACGGUACCGAAUGUUCUGAGGCUGGGUUCACUUCAAGCCACGAGAAUUUUGGACCAGAAUCCGUCCCCGACGAUGUGCAACUACAGCAGAGCUAAUUCAAUACUAAAAGCUCAGUGCUCCAAUCGAAAAUUGCGGAAAAUCCCUUUAGAUUUGAAGGCGAAUAUACAGGUGCUGGAUAUUAUUGGAAAUCAAGUGAUAGAACUAAAAAACGAAAAUGUGCAUCUUUACAAGAAGCUGGUCUUCAUUUAUCUAAAUGAAAAUUACAUUUAUAACAUCAAAGAGAUAGCCUUCGCCAAUCAGCCUUAUUUGGAGGUUCUGGAUCUCACGGACAAUCUUUGACGCACACUGCCCAAAAGUAUCUUCCAAUUGCCGUAUCUUCACACGCUCUAUCUCGGCGACAACAAUCUCAUCGAUUCCGCGUUUAAGGUGAAGGUCACUUCAUCCCUCAGAUUGCUGCAGCUGUUCAAGAAUAAGCUAACUGCGAUUCUAAACAUAGGCGUCCAGCCGAUCCUCCUUCAUUUAUCUAGAUGAAAAUUACAUGCAUAACAUCAAAGAGGUAGUCUUCGCUAAUCAGCCUUACUUGGAGGUUCUGGAUCUCACGGACAAUCUUUGACGCACACUGCCCAAAAGUAUCUUCCAAAUGGCGCAUUUUUGCAUGCUCCAUCUCGGCAACAAUUUGCUCACCGCUUCCGUGUUCAAGAUGAAGGCCACUUUGCCUCUUAGACUGCUGCAGCUGUUUAAGAACAACCUAACUGCGAUUCCAAACAUAGGCGCGUUUAACCGACCCUCCUUAAUCUCGACGUGUCUGACAACUUCAUUACCUCGAUCAGCACCGAGGAUUCUACUCGCUGAAGGAGCUCGAUCUGACCAGAAAUAGCAUCAGAUUCAACUGGGGCAGCUGCAAUUGUCAGACGUUCAACGUUUGGGUUAAGAUGCGGCGGAUCAAGAUGAAGCCCGACGAUCUCUAAAACUGCACCGAUUCACCGGCAGCUCUGAACAAGAAUUGCGCCAACGUGAGUUUCAGCAAUCGGACGUACAAGCUGUUUAACGAGUGCUCAGCUAUCAUACAGCAGGAGUUGGAGACCGAGAAAGCUUGAUCGGUUUGGAUAAGCGUUGCUUUAUGCGUCACAGUGCUCCUUUUCGUGGUCUUCUUGGCGUUGUUUUGCACGCAAAAUAACGCCACGCAGACCACAAAGAAAAACCCCGAGAUGAAGUGGACGAUGCUUAUCCAGACCGAUCAAGCCUUUUCGGUCUCUAUCUUAUACUGUAUUAUAGCCGAGCACUCGUUAAACAGUUCAUACGUCCGAUUGCUGAAUUCCACAUUGCUGCAGUCCUCGUGCAGAGCUAUAGGUUAAUCGGUGUAAUUGUAGAGAUUGUCGGACUUCAUUUUGAUUUGUCAUAGCUUCACCCAGGCGUUGAACGUCUGACAAUCGUAGCUACCCGCUUUAAAACUUAUACUAUUCCCGGUCAGAUCAAGCUCCUUCAGCAAGCAGAAAAGCGCCAGAUCCUCGGUGCUGAUCGAAAUGAUGUUGUCGGACACGUCGAGAUUAAGAAGGGUCGGCUAAAUACCUAUGUUCGGGAUCAUGGUUAGCUUGUUCUCGGCCAGCUGCAGCAGUCUAAUGGGCGAAGUGACCUUCAUCUUAAACGCGGAAUCGGUGAGCGGUCUUGGGCCCCCUGAUCGAACCACUCAUGGAUCGGAGAACAAGGAGUCUCACUUAACGGUACCAUGACGGUUUCUCCAGCAUCACACACACAAAAAAAAAAGGUUAUCGUCGAGAUAGAGCGUGCGAAUAUACGGCAUUUGAAAGAGAUUUUUGGGUAGUGUGUGCAAACGGUUUGCUGCUCCUUCUGGUUCUUGCGCUGUCUCCGGUUUCGCUUGUGCACGCAAAACAACGUCACGAACACCACAAAGAGGAACACCGAGAUGCACAAGGCGACGUAUAUCCAGACCGAUCGAGCCUUCUCAAUCUUCAUCUUAUGCUGUAUCAUGGCCGAGCACUCGUUGAACUCGUACGUCCGAUUGCUGAAUUUCACAUUGGUACAGUCCUCGUGCAGAGUUGUAGGUGAAUCGGUGCAAUUGUAGAGAUUGUCAGAUUUCAUUUUGAUCUGUCGUAGCUUCACCCAGACGUUGAACGUCUGACAAUUGCAGCUGCCCACGUUGAAUCUGAUGCUAUUCCUGGUUAGCUCGAGCUCUUUUAGUGAGCAGAACGGCGCCAAAUGGAGGAGCUGAUGGCGAACAAAUACAACAUCUAGCUGCAUCAACAGCAACGUGACUGUAAUUAGUGAACCAGCUCUUCGAUUACACAAAAACAUUGUUUAUUUCUCGUAAAUAUAUAUUCGAUUAAAUGCUCUGUGAAUCCUGAGUCAAUUAAACUUUUUCAAUAAACACAAAUACGACAGUUCUUGCUCUCUUUUUCUCGUUUUUUUACUUAUAGCAAACAUCGUUUAUUUGAGAAAUAAGCUGCUAAUAAAGAGCGAGAAAGAAUUUAAUCGACUGUGAAUUUACAGAGAACUUAAUCGGAUAUAUUAUAUAUUUACGUGCCUAUGCUUGAGCAUCAUUAAUACACAUCGCGCAAUGUUCAAUAAACGUAAAAUUAUUAUAAUAACUUAAAUGCUGUUUCUGGCGCGAUUGCCAUUUUUGGAAAAAUAUAUUACUAAUUUU
Molecule: messenger RNA, 2818 nt
Organism: Nylanderia fulva
Lineage: Eukaryota; Metazoa; Arthropoda; Insecta; Hymenoptera; Formicidae
Source: RefSeq, a predicted model, not a curated record